AUGCGUACAAACAGAGCAUCUUCUUCACUCACCGAAAAAUGGCUGCUUUUCACACAACAGCUUUGUCUUCUCAAGGAUCUUGUAAUCAGAUUCGUUCUUCAGUUCUUCAGAAGAGCUAAAUCGAUGCUUCUGAGUCAAAACGUCGUCGUUGAAACUCCCGCUGAGAUCAGUGUCGUUAAGUCUCGAGAUCUCAUUGCUGAAGUUCGAAUCCAUGACUCUGUUUGUAUUGACAUUCCUCUUCCUCCUGAAGAGACUCCUCUGUUAAGAUCGGUCAAGACAUGUUCUGCAACUGCUGUUGAGGAGCCUGUUACUAGUGAGUUUGUCCCUAAGAUAAGUUCUGGUAGUUAUGCGGAUAAGGGUGAACUCAGAGAGAACAUGGAAGAUGAACACAUAUGCAUAGACGACCUCUCAGCUCAUCUCGGCUCUUCCUUCUUUAAAUUUCCAUUGCCUGUUUCUUUCUACGGUGUCUUUGAUGGUCAUGGUGGAUCUGCGGCUUCACAGUAUAUCAAAGAGAAUGCAACAAGAUUGUUCUUUAAAGACUCUGUUUUCAGAGACUCACCCUUUGUUGUGAACACUUUUUUCUUGCAAGAAGUGGAGAGAUCUCAUAGGGAAGCUUAUAAGGUAGCUGAUAAGGCCAUGGAAGAUGAAAGAAUUGUUAGUGACUCUUGCGGAACAACUGCAUUGACAGCUCUUGUGAUGGGACGGUACUUGAUGGUUGCUAAUGUAGGUGAUUCUCGUGCAGUGCUAAGCAGGAAAGGGAAAGCUGUUGAUAUGUCGUUUGAUCACAAGUUUACUUCUGAGACGGAGCGGAGACGGGUGAAGGAUCUUGGAGGGUACUUUGAAGAGGAGUAUCUUUACGGUGAGCUCGCAGUUACAAGAGCUCUUGGAGACUGGUCAGUGAAGAGGCGUUCAGGGUCUCUGAUCUCGGAACCGGAGAUUAAGCAGAUGGUUUUGACGGAGGGAGAUGAGUUUUUGAUAUUGGGAUGUGACGGUGUUUGGGACGUGAUGACGAGUCAGUAUGCUGUUUCGUUUGCGAGGCAAGAGCUGAGGAGACAUGGUGACCCGAGGAGAUGUGCGAUGGAACUUGGAAAGGAAGCGUUCAGGCUUGACUCAGGAGAUAAUGUAACAGUGUUGAUCAUCUGCUUCACGUCGUCAUUUCCAACUCCUCACAGGAGAAGAUUACGGUUUUGUGUUUCUGAUGAAGCUAGAGCUCGGUUACAGGCGAUGCUACAAGGCUAACGUGUUGGUCUUGAGGGGGAGAAAUGUACUCCCUCCGUUCCUAUAGGAUUUUUUGGGUGUUUCACGUAGAUUAAGAUAUAAUUAAUGCACUUUUUGCUUAACCUUUGCUUUAAUGUGUGUACGUUUGCUUCGAGAGAUCUAAUAUUAUUCUUUCUCAUCUCUUUAAGUUG
Eruca vesicaria subsp. sativa (arugula) is the source of this 1409-nucleotide messenger RNA. The record is from the annotation of a GenBank genome assembly. Lineage: Eukaryota; Viridiplantae; Streptophyta; Magnoliopsida; Brassicales; Brassicaceae.